Messenger RNA from Theileria annulata, 2964 nucleotides. RefSeq lists its product as uncharacterized. The transcript has a single exon. The record is from RefSeq and is a predicted model, not a curated record. Bases 1 to 2964 code for a protein of 987 amino acids. Lineage: Eukaryota; Apicomplexa; Aconoidasida; Piroplasmida; Theileriidae.
AUGAGUAACUGUGAAGUGGACUCAAGAACACACUCACUGGACUCAUGUAGAAACCCUAACGACAAUCUAAUUCCAGAAUCAGACUUUUGCUACGCAGAAGGAGAUAGCUUAGAAGGAGGACCAUGCGGAGAGUGGCUCGUGUUUCAAGUGCAUUUGAGAAACAAAUGCUGGCCUGGAACACUUCGUCUACACCUUAAAACGUGCGAUGAUUUUUGCUUCAGAGCAACAGUACAUGUGGGAGGUUUAAAAGAUGAAAGAGACCAAAGAAGAUCAGCUCCUUCGUGCGUAAAUGAUAGAUUGAUGAACAAUUUCUACGGAGAAUCAAUUUAUAAGAACUUCGAGUGGGACGUAUGCGUAUCAGACGAAAAUACAUAUAACGUAAGAUACAAGGUGUCGAUGAAGGGAAUGUUUCUGCUUUAUGUGAGACUUGAUGGGAACGAUAUCGCAGGGUCUCCAUUUAACAUUUUCAUCUCAGAUGGUAAAACAUGCCCACAAUCAACCAGAGUCCAAAACAUCAAUAAUUUAAAAUGCAGAGCAAUGCCAUACAUAAAGAGCAUAGUGGAAGUGAUUGAUGACGAAAGGUGGGAUUACGAGUGUAAAAACCAGGUUUCAGAAGAUUAUCAAAGGAGAAGACUAUAUAGUGUGGAAAAAUUGAGACAAUAUUCACUUGUUAAUGAGUUAACAUUGAAUGCAUGUGACAAGGUUGGGAACAUAAUCAAAUACAAAACUCCGUACGUAAAAGCCUGGUGCACAAAUUUUGGGAAGGUAAUUGAGGUAAAACAUUUGGGUAACGGAGUUAUAUCAAUAAAGUACGUGGUAAUAGUUCAGAAAGAAGAUUUAGAUAAAGUAAAAACUUUCUACUCGAGCAAGAACGAAACCGUCCUCCCAUCAUAUUUACGUAAUCUAGGAACGCCAUGUACCUUAAAUGUUCAACUUGACGGAGAAACUAUAUACGGGAGUCCUUUUGUACCAGAAAUAACAAACGUAAGCGAAUUAGAGGAAUACUAUGCCAGCUUCCCAGAAACACUGAACUCUCUUUCAUUAAGCUUGAAUCACAUGUUAAGCGAGGAUAAUUUAGAAGGGUGUUCCCAGGCAAUAUUUAACUUUUUCCACGCCAACAAGGAUAUGGAAGAAAGUGACAAAUCAAAGGCAGUUGAACUAAUAUCCAAACUAGUUGAUGACAAAUCUAAGCAUAUUAAAAGGAAUAACUUUUUGAUGGAAAGCCAAAUGUAUAAAAUUAACCACGUGAAGACUUAUGCGCUCGGACAGCUCCACCAAUUUAUGGAUAGUCAGUACCAGAAGAUGGUGAAAGCGAAAACUAGUAGUAUUAUAGAGUGCAUAAAGGAGCUGAAUAGCUAUAACACAUCUGUGAAUGGUGAGACUAAGGGGUUCAAGAAUUUGGCCGACGUCAUCUUCAACUACACCAGAAUAGGGGAUGAGUUGAGGAAACUACACAGAUAUGAUUUGGCGGACAAAUUUGACUCCAUAAGUGAUAGAAUAUGUGAAGAGAUAGAACUUAACAGGUGGGAGAACCUUCUUCAUGAUAAAAAGAAGAAACUUAUAAAAAUUAGGGAACAAGUUGAUGAAUCGGUUAAGAAGCUUCAAGAUUUUAAGAAGAAAGUACACGAAAAAUACGAUAAUCUGGAAUUCAAACCAAUAAAAAAAAUGCAAAUAGAUAAAGAGGUCCAGACUAUUCAGCAAGAAACAGUAACUGCAAGGCUCUUGCCACUUGUUAAGAAUAGGUGUAUUCCUGAAGAUCCGAAGACUGAAGUGGAUAAAGUAGUAGAGACUUUCUGGAGGAGGUGUAGCAACUACGAUAUUCAUUCAGGUAUAACUAAAGUUCUGAAGUCAAGCAUAAGACUCAAAAACGCCUUAAACGAAAUAUUCUUCUACUAUAGCAACAAAUACAACACUAAAGACAAUAUGAUACAGUAUGCAAUUCCAAGUAAUUCUAUGUACCUCUUCCAUAUGGACUCGUCAAUCAGCAAGACUCUACUUAACAACAAAAGAAAGUUAGAGGAAAUGUUCGAUAAAUUUUCGGUUAUGAUCUCUGGAAAACGUGUUCUUCCAGAAAACAUGUGGUGUGUGUACCUUAGAGAAUUGGCCUAUAUGAACUUGUUAUACAAGAUAGCAGAAUCGGGAGAUGUUAAUCUCUUAAGAGAUAAUCUCCACCCUUCAAGACUUUCCGCUUUCCACCACUUUUGUCAAUUCCACAUCUUAAAUUUGUACGAAAAGUUGUUUACUACACGACCUGAAUUCCAAAAAUCUCUAAAGUUCUACAAUACUAAGAAGCUACUAAGAUCAAGCCUUAAUUUCAAAUAUGAAAAAGAGUCUGCCCAAAUGCACUACUUCCCAACUGAAACUGACAUGGCUAACUACAUAACUACAGAGAUUCCAAACAAAGUUGGAAACAGCCUAAAUGAGAAUAUCCUACAUCUCAUUUUCAAGCACUAUAGCAGACUCUCGAUGUUUGGGAAGCAGAAACAGGACCCCAAGUCGUACAAGUGCAAUGAUGACUCUUGGCUUUCCACUGCAAUGUUCGUAGUUUUCUCAAGAGAUUUCGGAAUAGUGCCUGGAUAUAUGGACGGUUCAUCAGUUCAGAAAAUCGCAGAUGAUACCAUUUUAGCAAAUAUUGAGCAAAACACGUAUCAAUCAACCACAUUCAGGGGAAGACUCUUUUAUAAAGACUUUGUGGAUGCGCUAGUCAACAUAAUUUCCAACUCCAUUUAUAAAAUAUGCUUAAACAGGCAUGAAAUGUACACAAAACAUCUAAAAGAUAACUCAAUCCUGAAUAUUACCAAGAAGAAUAAGUUCCAUGAAACAAGGAACUGUAUCCAAACUCAAGAAUCGGUUUUAGAGGAGGUUAAUGAGGUUUUACAGAUUCUAGGAUUAAACAAUCCUCUACACAUUGACUUAACGAUUGAGGCUAUAUAUGGUUCUGAGGCUUUGGAAUUUUUACACUAA